This is a messenger RNA of Cladocopium goreaui, 2394 nucleotides long. The record is from the annotation of a GenBank genome assembly. Lineage: Eukaryota; Dinophyceae; Suessiales; Symbiodiniaceae.
GGGAAAUGUCCGAUGCAUCACAGCAAUGGGGAAGACUCGCAAGAGUAUCACUACGAGAUCCGUAUUGUUCUACCAUCUACUUCACCAGCGCAGGAAGCCAUCGACCUGUUGAGAACUGCGGGAAACGAGCUGCUGCCCCGUGGGCCGGCGCAUGUGACACUGGGAGAGUUCAGCUGUACAUCGAGAGAUGAGACGCAGAGGUUGACGCAACUGGCUGAUUUCUGCAGUGGGCUCCAUCCGGCCACCUUCUACGUUCAUGGACGUGCGAGAUGUCGUCGUGGACGGAAGCCUGCUUACUUUCUCCCAGUAGAUCUUUCAACUGCCGCGGAAGAAGUCGUUGAAGAACUUCAGAAACUGAGCUUUCUGGACCGGACCAAGGUGAAGUUCCAUGUGUCAGUUGGUCGCCAAGAAGUACCUGAAAUCCAAGCCUGGGAUGGCACCAUGGAUCAACUGACUGUUUUGAAGCUAGAUGGGAAGAAGACCAGGAACUUUGUGGAGUCCUGGGAUUUUCGCUUCGGCGUAGAUGCAGAUCCCUUGGAGAAAAAGUUACGGCAUGUAGCCCCACCGCGCGGAGCACCGCACCUCAUGGUUGCUGAAGAUCCAGAUGUCGAAUCAGUUCCAGCUGCUGAAACGGCUGCAGUUGAAAGCGAUGAGGCCGAGGCCAGUCCACUGCUGCUGCCACAGCGUGGUCGAAUUCGGCCACGGCGCACCGUCUUUCAACGACUCUCACAGGUGAAUCGAUGCCACUGGAAAGUGGGUGAUCGUGUGCUAGUUCGAGACCGAGACGAGAAGGACCGCGGGGACGUCAGCAGGCCCAGUGAAGAUGACUGGAACCCUGGCAUUGUGACAUCACUUCAUCCUGUGAAGGUCCGCCUGAAAGGAGGGCAAGAGUCUUUCACAUGGAAGGAGAUCAAGGAGCUGCCAAAGAGCAGAUCCGCUUCAGCAAGUCCCUCCUCCACGUGGUCCACCAAGUUUCUCCCUGCGAGUGCUGAGGUGCUGAGACGUGCCCGCAAGCUCUCCAGACGGCGACGCAAGCGAGAAAAGGAGGCUGAGCGGAAGGAAAUGGAACUGUGGGCCAGGGCACAGAGAAUCCAAUGCGCAAAACUCAGGAACGCUGGUAGCCUGCCAAAUGCAGCAAAGCACCAAGAAGAGAAACAGGCGAAGGUGCGGAACCUUCGCCUGGCUUUGGAACAGCUGCUGCCAGGGCUGGAUGAAGUGGAGGCGAAGGAGACGAGUCGACCGGCGCGGAGAGCGACCAGCCCGGGGCGCGCAAGAGCGGCCCGGCCCUUUGGCCCGAGCAUUUCAGCUUUGAAGGUGCUGAAGUUGAGCAAAGACUUGAAAGAAUGGGGCAAGACCAACACCUCAAGAGACAGCUUCCACCUCAAACAUUUGCAGCUGCUGACUGUCCAGGACAAAAAAGAUGUUCUGAAGAAGCUUUCGCAUCCACGUCCAGAACAGGCUGUCCAAGAAGAUGCAUUUUUUGCGUGGAUCAACCAACAGCUUCAGCACAUUCGAAUGUAUUGUUCCUCUGGCGAGCUGCCUCAGGUGGCAACAGCAAGCACAAGCGCCAUGUCGAUCUUGAAUGCUCUCAGGGUCUGCAUUGACAAAUCUGCUCCCAAUGAAGAUGACAGUCAGAGCCUGGAGAGGUUUGUUGAAGAACUGCAGCAGAAGAAUCUCAGACUCGAGCACUUGGAGCGACUCCCACAAGGGGAACUCAAGCGCUUGGUGGAAAAACUUGGCACUAAGAUGACUGGCAUGACGAAGGAGGAAACCAUUCAGAAGCUGAAAACGGAGCUCUGGUCCUCUCGAACAAAAUCCUCCGCAGUUCGAUCCAGCCAUGCUGGGCUUUUUCGCUAUGAGCCAGCAGAGGCGAUUGCGUCGGUGCGCCGUUUGUUGAAGAAAGCAGAGGAGGAAAGAGAUACCAGGUCCAUGACAGUUUGGGAGUUGCACCAAUGGCUUGGUCAAUACAAUGCACGCGUGAAAGACCUGAGUUGCCUCCUUCCAGCGGAGCUCCGGCAACUCACGUCGUGGUUGAAGAUGCCGCCACUCAGGUCCAAAGAAGACAUCUUGGAGUGGCUUCAACGAGAGGUUUGGAGGGAGCAGACGCUACGGCGAGUGAGGUCGGAGGAGGAGUACGAAGACGAUGAAGAUGGAAUGCUGCUGGUGGACUUAAAUAGUCCACUGACCAUGGAGUACGACAUGUUCGUGCCAGCAUAGAAAGUUCAUGAAAGCUCAUAGUCCCUUCAAGAGGAAGGAUGCAAUUUCGUAAGCUCACCUUGCAUGAGUUACUCGAGUUACUUGCGCUGAAAUCAGUGCAGAAAAAGAUCGCAUCAACUCCACCAAGCAUCAUAGCACUCUGGGCAAAGUAUAAGGAGCUCACAGCGACCUCGCAAG